AUGGCUGACUCCGCUCAACCCCCGUCGGAUUCCGGAGCGACAACCUUUGAAGCUCCCCAGGCAGAGGAUCGGCAGAAAGGGGCGACGGUCCAUGUCCCCGAAGUGGAGGAUGGCAGCGGUCGUGUCGACGAUCAAAUCGUUGACAAGAAAGAGGGUCUUACAGAACAGGGAGAUGCUGCUGAGAGCACAGGUGAAGCUGGUUUGGAAAGCAAGCUAGCAAGUACGUCCGCGUCCUCGUCCAAGUCAACUUCAGCCGAAGGGAAGACCAAAUCUCAGGGAAAGGGAGCGAAGCUGCCUUUGGAACAAAUACGGCGUGUCGUUGACGACCCUGAAGUACCAGCGGAUGAAAAGAUCAAGAUACUGCAUUCCAAGAUUAUGGCGCAGGCACGGGAAGCUAAGGCUGGCGAGAAGGAGAGCGCAGCUUUGCUGAAGAAGAUCGAUCAACUAACAAGGGAACGCGACUCUGUGAUGGCCGAAAUGAGGAAAUCUGUCACGCUUCGUGGCAAAUUGGAGACCUUGUGCCGUGAACUUCAGAAGCAAAACAAGACCAUAUUGGAAGAAAGCAAGAAGGCUGCAAACGAGCAGCAGCAGAAACGAGAGGAAUUAUCAUCUAAAUUCCUCGACUCCAUCAAGGACAUCGAAGUAAGAUUGGAAGAGCAGGGAGCUGAAAGAUCAAGCCACCUUAAGGAAAAUCAGAUUCUUGCCGAGCAACUCAAGAAAAUACAAGAGCAUGCCGACGUGAAGGAGAAGUACUGGGCUCACCUUAUCAAGACGAAAGACCUGGAGUAUCAGCUGUUGGAUGCAAAGUAUAAGCAGCAAGAGAAGUUAAUGAUCGAAGAACGGGCUCUGAGCAAGGCAAGAGGCGAACAGGUCAUUGAUCUUCUCAAGACAGAAAAAGAGCUGAGGGGCCAGUUGGCGUUAUAUAUUGAUAAGUUUGAUCAAUUCCAGGGUACUUUGUCCAAGAGCAACGAAGUCCUUGGCACAAUGAAGAAAGAAAUGGACAAGAUGACGAAGCGCAUCAAGAAGCUGGAGAAGGACAAUUCUGAACUUCGAGCCAAGUGUGAAAAGUCAGAUGUUUCCCUUAUUGAGCUUCUUGAUGAGCGUGCGGCACAGCGCAAGCAGCUUGAGACGCUGCAGGCCCAGAAGCAGAAGCUGGAGGGGCUGUGCCGGUUAUUGCAGUCCGAAAGGAAGAAGUGGCAUGAACAGGCCCAAGAACAGCAGCGGCUUGAGCAGGACAGUGUGAGCGUGGAGGAAACUACCGCCGAUGCAGUUGAUUCCACAGACAAGUCCUCAGAUACGUUUAGAGCAGGAGCAACAAGUGAAAGUGGCGAGAGUAAUGGCUCUGACACACAGCAGGCAUCAACGGUUGUGCAGCCUUCAGCUGUUGUCGACGAUGGUGCAGCCAUACCAGCAUGA
This is a messenger RNA of Closterium sp. Yama58-4, 1416 nucleotides long. The record is from the annotation of a GenBank genome assembly. Lineage: Eukaryota; Viridiplantae; Streptophyta; Zygnematophyceae; Desmidiales; Closteriaceae.